Messenger RNA from Rhipicephalus sanguineus (brown dog tick), 672 nucleotides. RefSeq lists its product as uncharacterized. Lineage: Eukaryota; Metazoa; Arthropoda; Arachnida; Ixodida; Ixodidae. Bases 309 to 644 code for a protein of 111 amino acids. The record is from RefSeq and is a predicted model, not a curated record. The transcript is spliced from 3 exons.
CGUCCGGUGAAGGCAUUUCGGGCCUCCGCCGUGCCUUGCCAGUGGAGCCUGAAAGCAAGAAACGUUGCGCCGACGUCGCUUCCCGUCAGGACAACCAGCGAAGGAGCCAGCGCCGCUGCUACGACCAGUGCUUGCAUCCUCGUCAUGUCGGCAAGCCACUUCAGGAGACGUCCCUGAACUGGUGGUCCAAGCAAGCGGCCUGUGGACGCAUUUUGCUGCCCGACGAAGUGUUUCCCUGCCUGAAAUGGCGGGCCCACGGGUUCCUGGCAACGAACCUGAUCGUGGCUAUCAUUGGGACCCUGGGAGCAAUGUUUCGAAACUUACGCCUCCUCUUACUCUUCAUCUUCGCGGAGGCGUCGCUGAUUCCUGCCCCUUUCGUUGUUGCUAUCUGCUGCCUCCUGCCGCACUCCAUGAGCUGCUACAUAUUCCCGAACUCCUUCCAGUACUUCCUCUUCAUCGCUUGGGAAGGCAACAGCAGGUCACUGUGGAUACCGAUGCUCUGCGCCGGUCCGGUGAUUGUGGCUUGCUUCGCGUGCGCAGCAAAGUUGUACGACGCUGUAGACAUUGCAGUGCAGGCGCGGGCACUGAUUGCUGCGGCGCAGGAACGACGGGACCGGCGCCACACCCUUCGUCGGCGUGGCUAGACUCCAGGGACGCCGACGUCCCUUCUUC